This is a messenger RNA of Nematostella vectensis (starlet sea anemone), 4418 nucleotides long. Its product is annotated as putative ATP-dependent DNA helicase Q1. The record is from RefSeq and is a predicted model, not a curated record. The transcript is spliced from 4 exons. NCBI's taxonomy places the organism in Eukaryota, Metazoa, Cnidaria, Anthozoa, Actiniaria, Edwardsiidae. Gene Ontology annotation, cellular component: cytoplasm; nucleus; chromosome. Gene Ontology annotation, molecular function: four-way junction helicase activity; 3'-5' DNA helicase activity. Bases 2274 to 3179 code for a protein of 301 amino acids. Gene Ontology annotation, biological process: double-strand break repair via homologous recombination.
AAAGAAACAAGUUCGUCGCCCUUCAAAAGGCAACGAAUGACGACUGUUAGCUAUGGACGUGGCGAGUUCUCUACUCCCUCAGAUGACUGCAUAAUCUUCGAUGAUUCAUUCAGUUCCUGCUCAAGUCCCGAAAAUGUCAGGAGUUUUUCCUUUUAGCUCAAAUGCCAGUGACAUAAACAAUCACGAAUUUGCUGAAGUAUACCCAGAAGUUUACUCAUUAUUGGAUGAUAGUAUUGAUGCCAAUACCUCAAAUGCUGACAGUGAAGAUGAAAAGCCCAGGAGUUUGCCACAAAGUAACUGCCACAAAGAAACUGGAAAAGGCUACCAGGACAUUUUUGAAGGAGAGAUACGACUAUCUUAUCAGUCAUUGAUAGCAGAGUUUAAUAUUGUUUUGUAAAAUACAGUAGACUCUCGCUAAAUUAAACUCUGAAAGAAAAGGAAAAUUUAGUUCAAGUUAGCGGGGAGUUCGAGUAAGCAAGGUCGAAGAAACGUGGUUUUGAGUCAUAACCAACUCAAGGGGAACAGGACUUGCUUCGAAAUAGCGGGAGGAUUAGAGUUAUUCUAGUUCGAUUUAACUAGGUUCUACUGUAUGUCGUGUAUUUUGAGAAUGCAUUUCACUCUACAUGUAGUUUGUCCAUAUACCUUGCCCAUUUUACCCUUUACCUCAAUUUAAAAGUUUUGUUUUAGUUUAUAGUAUUUAUUCGAAGAGUUAAAUAGGCCAUAAAUAAUCGUAUGAUAUUAUAAGUAUAUCAUAUGAAUGAUAUAUUAUAUGUAAAUAAAUUAUGCAGUUCGAAGAAUAACAAUGUUUUUUGAGGGUUAUGUCUUUAGGGGAAAGAAUUUCCGUGCCAAAGCGUGAUGAUUGUUUUUUUGGCCAGAAUUUCCGUGGCAAGGCACGAUGCUUUUGGGGGCCAGAAUUUCCGUCGUAAGGCGCGAUGUUUUUUGGGGGCCAGAAUUUCCGUGGUAAGGCGCGAUGUUUUUCGGGGGCCAGAAUUUCCGUGGUAAGGCGCGAUGUUUUUUGAAGGCCAGAAUUUCCGUGGUAAGGCGCGAUGUUUUGGGGGGCCAGAAUUUCCGUGGUAAGGCGCGAUGCUUUUGGGGGCCAGAUUUUCCGUGGCAAGGCACGAUGUUUUGGGGGGCCAGAAUUUCCGUGGUAAGGCGCGUACUUUUGGGGGCCAGAAUUUCCGUGGCAAGGCACGAUGUUUUUGGUGGCCAGAAUUUCCGUGGUAAGGCGCGAUGUUUUUUGGGGCCAGAAUUUCCGUGGUAAGAUGCGAAGUUUUUUGGGGGCUAGAAUUUCCGUGGCAAGGCGUGGGAUUUCAGGGGGUCAAAAUUACCGUGGCAAAGCGCAAUGUUUUUUUGGUCCAGAAUUUCAUGGCAUGGCUUUUUAACUAUAAAAUGUAUGACAUGGAUUUCGGUCAAAUUAAAGCUUUUUUAUGUUAAAUUAAAGAGGCACCGCCAAAAUUGAGCAAAAUUUAAAUUUUUACCCGAUCGCCCGUAAAAAUGGUCAAGAUAUCCAUAUAAAGAGCUAAAUGAGAAUAAUUCAAAAUGUUUGAGAAUACGUUACAUGCAAGAAGAGCUCAAAUACCGCCGAUACUACGAUAAUUCAAGGAGAGCUGCUUUUUACUGAAAAUGCAUAGAAACGUGAUGUACUAGUGCGUAAUUGCAACUUACAUCAAUUUACUUACCGCUAUAAAAUAACUACUGGUGCAUGUAAGGAUCCGCAUGUAGACCAACGAGUUGCACGCUUGAUUGUACUUGUAUCCCGACCUGUAUUCCGAUAGCCUACUAAUCUAGUAGUUAGUCUUUAACCGCACGUUUUACCAUUAAUUUCGUGAAUAAAGACCGAAGGGAAGAAAAGAACGAUGACGCAGUAUCGUGGGGAAUCCCCUGACCUGAUACUAUUUUUAUCAUGCUCGAAUCCACGAUUCCUUAGGCCCCACGAGCGCAUGCUCCACAGAGCGGCAAAAAGAAUCAGCCAAUCAGCGUUCACUUUCCAAAUACUGGAAAGUUGACCUUGGCUGUUCGCGGGAAAAAAUUCAAGAUGGCGAACGAUCUCAGCUCUGUGUUCCGUCUUGUGUCAAAGAAAUUCCGAAUUGCGGCCUUGAAUAGCCAUCAAAAGGAGGCUAUUGAGGAGUUCACCAAGGGUGAAGCGGAUUUGUUUAUUAAUUUGCCGACUGGCUAUGGAAAGUCGCUGAUUUACCAAGCUAUGCCGCUAGUCUUCGACGAUAUUCGAAGGAAGUCAGGGCACGUUGUUGUUGUUGUCUCCUCUUGUGUGUUUAAUGGACGACCACGUGGAUUAUUUACGAAGCAUCGGUGUAAGUUCUGUGAGUCUCAGCAAUCUAAAAGAGGGAGAAGCUGGUAAAGUAAAGAACGGAGAGUAUUCCGUGAUAUAUGGAAGCCCAGAAUCAUGGUUGAAAAACCAGCGAUGGAGGGAGCUGCUUUCUAGCGCGUUGUUCAAGGAAAAACUAUGUUGCAUAGCCGUUGAUGAAGCGCAUGUAAUCAAGCAAUGGGGGACUUCAUCUACAAAUAAGAUGGUGGCAUUUAGAACAAUAUAUUCAGAGCUUCAUGAGUUGAGAACCCUCGCUGCUGGUGCAAAAGUAAUUGCUUUGACAGCAACAGCAACGCUGUCAACAAAAGAAACAAUUACAGAUGUACUUAGAAUGCAAGACUUCAUAGAAAUAAAUGAAAAUCCCAAUAAGAAGAACAUUACCUAUAUUGUCAAGUAUUUAAGUAACUCAAUGGAUGCUAAAGAAAGUUUUAAAUGGUUGGUGAAUGAAAUCAAUGAAAGAAAAGAUGGUGGAGAUAAAACAAUCAUCUACUGCCAAACAAUAAAACAGUGUUCUUUGGUGUAUGGCACCCUGAGAUCUAUGUUGAUAGAGUUGGUUGCUAAUGGAAAACCAAAACUUGAAAUGCUUCAUUCCUGUACUCCAAAACAAAAUAAGGAUGCAAUAUUAGAGUCAUUCAAAAGACUGGAUGGUCAUGUGCAAGUCUUGGUGGCAACCAUAGCAUUCGGCAUGGGAAUAGACUGUAAAGGUGUCCACCGCACAAUACACUUUGGCCCCUCAAAAAACUGUGAGGCCUUUAUCCAAGAGAAUGGUCGUGCUGGAAGAGAUGGGAAGUCUAGUUUUUCUUAUCUUUUGUACAAAGGCAUUAUGCUGAAUCAUGUGGAAAGGGACAUAAAAUAAUACGUCAAAGCUACAACCUGCAGGAGACAGAUGCUUAUGAAACAUUUUAGCAAGAACCAUAUUGUAUUUUCUGGAGACCUCCAUGCUUGCUGUGAUAAUUGUGCUAAAGCUUGUGAAUGUGGUAGUGAAAAUUGUGAAAGUUACACUGAUUUCAUGGUUACGUAGACAGGUAUUGCAUCAGAAGAGAAAAGGCAUUCUGUUAGUGAAGACCAGAAAAAAGAACUCUCAGGAUUACUCAAAAAGUACCACAAGAAACUAUUAAUGGAUCUGGUACGAAAGUCAGCACAUGGCAUGGUCCAAAGUCUGAUUAGCAUAAAUUCUCUUCUGGGGUUUGGAGAAACACAAAUCGACCAGGUGCUAGAAAACUGUGAAACUUUAUUUUCUUUUGAGGAUGUCACAGAUAAGAUUGAAAUAUGGAACAUCUGUCAUGCAUGGUAGAUAUGAGACUGGGCACUAGCGAUGAUGAAUUAGAUGACGAAGUAAUUGGAGAAUGGGCUGCUCUAGCUGAGGACGAAGAGCUCUUUGCCUUGAUGGCAGACAAUUUAUCUUGGUCUGCAUUAGAGAGCACAGUAAAUGAGUCAACCCACAUGCAGUCAUCUGACUCUUCUGGCUUAUCACCUGCUGCUCUGACUGCACUUACAAAUCUAAGUAUAGAGUAGAAAAAAUGUAUACCACCAGUAGGUGUAUGACACGGCUUAUGUUAUUCUUGUCAGAGCUGGGUAUCAAGUGAAGGGAAAAAGCAGAAAAAUCUGUAACGCAACUUUUACAUUUAAGAUUCAUUGGCAUAUAACAAAUUGCAAUACAGACACUUAGAGCGGCAAAAACUUAACAGAACACAGUAAGCGAUUCUGGAGGUGACUUUAAAAACUCGAAUUAAUUUUAUAGUGUGUAUGACCUCAACAAUAGCUGUUUUGGCCCACAGCACACUAAUUGCUCUACUCUUUAGUUUGCAUUGCAAACAAGAAAAAGACCCAGGAGGACAGUGUCUAAACAGUACUUCCACAUUUUCUCUGCAGUUUAGAGCAUAGUAAAGACUUAAUUUUUUCCACGAUGCUGUGUGGCACACUUAAUGAGCUUUUAUUAUAAAUUCUUUAAAUUUGGAGUUGUUAAAGUUGUACUGUAUACACAUUCAGACAAUAUCUUAUGUUUGUAUAAGUAUUCAGUAGUCUAUUAUUCGUAGUCCCACUAGAUGUGAUGAUAUACUAAUGUCUACUAAUGAGAGUAAAACAUGUCAACCAA